UGAUCUUUGAAAGUUUGUUUGAAAAUGGCGGUGUUCGUGUUUUUUUUGUCACUGAAUUGAGAUGAUUGUUUCAGCGAUGUUACGUUAAUUGAUUGUAAAAUAUUUCUAAAAAUUAAUCGCGAUGGACUCGAAAAAAGUCCAAUUCAUACGUGUUAAUGGAGACACGUUGAAAACAGAAUUAACGGAGGAUGAAAAAAAAUUCAGAAAAACACAAUAUCCUGAUGAUAAAAGUUUUCUGAAAGUAAAGGAAAAGGUGAUCUGUACCUCAUGUGGGAAAAGUUUGAAGGAAAAGGUCUCGAGUAAAGACAUCCGCGUUCAUCCUGUACUCGAUGUCUUAUGGUGUAAAAAAUGUGAAGAAUUCUACAGCGAUGGUGAAUUCUCAGCUGAUGAAGACGGGAGCGAUAAAUAUUGUCGUUGGUGUGCUCAGGGUGGAAGUCUGUACUGUUGUAGUUAUUGUUCUGUGGCGUUUUGUGCGAAAUGUGUCAAACGAAAUUGCGACAAAAAAGUGUUGAAAGACAUUGAGGAUGAUGAGUGGAAAUGUUUCAUCUGCGUUUCUCGCCCAUUGUGGCCAUUACGAGCUAUAUGUGAUGCAGCUAAACGUUACGUAGAUUCGGGGUCUAAGAGUCGGAAAACUACUCGUGUGUCAAAAGCACCAUCCGAAGAUAGUACAGCCGAGUCAGAAGUAUCGAGUAAGCGCUCUAAACGAAAGCGGAAAAAUGAUACGGAAUCUACGGAAGAAGAAAAGUACAACGCUGAUUCUGAAGACACUACGUCUUUGGAAACGAAUAGAAGCAAGAGGAAACACGUGAGUAGCAGCGAUGAUAAUUCCAACGAGAAAAGAUCUAGCAGCCGACGAAAAAAAGUUGACAAAGAAGACGCCAAACCUAAACCUCAUGCUGACGAACCGAAGAAAGAAAAAUUUGAGGCAAUAAUAACGGAUGUUAUAAAUGAAUCGGCUAUUCUUAGGAAACUACUGUCGAAAAAGGAGGCUGCGUGGAAAAAGGAUUAUAUUAAUAGCGAUGUUACGGCACUCAGGGAAACCGCUCAACAAGCCGAGGAAGAAUUUUCGAAAUUCUUCUCCGACAUAGUAACCAGCGUAAAUUUAAUUGAAAAGUCGUUCAAGGAUAAAUGGAGCGUCCUUGAGAGUGAGUUGAAAAAGAGUGAAGAAAACAAGGACUUGAAAGAGAGUGAAGAAAACAAGGAGGCGAAAGAGAGUGAAGAAAACAAGGAAGUCGCUCCAGUCAAAGAAACCGAAUCAACGCCCGACGAGACCGAAGUGGGAAACAAAGACGUAGAUAUGGUGGACGUCUCCGCUGAGGAGCCAGAAAUCGCAGCGCAAGAAAAGCCAUCGCCGGUACCGUCGCCCCGUAAAUCAUCUAAUGUUUCGGUCAAUGGUACCAAUGAUGUAAGCUCGAUAUUUGACGACGAUAAUACCACCGAUGCCAACGACAAACCAGCCGAUAUGGAAAAAUCGAUGAAAUCCAUCAGCGAUUCUUUGGCUGUCAACGUGUCCUCGAUUAUCGAUUCGUUAGAUAGCGACGAAGAAAAUGAACUACGUAAUCAAAAUACCAGCUUGCCAGAAACCGAUCCUCUCGAUGUUGAACAAUCAAAACCUUCUAAUGGAACCGAAAAAGAUGUCCCGGUGGUAAUUAGCGAUAAAGACGACGACGAUGAGGUGACAGUCACCGAACCAGCUGAAAAAGUGGAUUCAACGUUGGACGAAGAUAAAGCUAAAAUGUCGCUGUUACUAUCAUCUUCAGAUGCUGCUACCACUGAUAAUGAAAAACCCAAACCAUCAGCCACGGAUUCUGAAUUAUCCGGCGUUAGUGUCCUACAUUCCGAUCAAGAUGAUCUUCAAAAAACGAAACUUAAGAAAAAGAAAACCAGAAAAGAAUUGAACAGCUUGGUAACGAAAGAAAUCAAAUCGCCCAAUGGUGAAGUAAAAAAUGAUGCUACCGAUGAUGAAAAAGAAAUAAAAAAAUUAGGUAAUUUAAAUGCGUUGAAAAAAAGAAAAUCUCGAAAUAGCUCAGAAAGCGAUAGUAAAGAAAAAGAAAAGGAAAACGUAGUUGAAGAAAAACCUGUGAAAAGUUCGUCUAAGAAAAAGAAAUCACAUAGGUCUUCGUUAGUUUCGUAUUUCGGGGAAGCUAGUGGUAAUGAUUCGGAUGCUUCGAAUAUAUCAUUCUCGAAAUUUAAUUCGGCUUUGGAGAAUAAAAACAAAGCAUUUUUAAAUGGUGAAGAAGAUUUAUCAAAGAAAAUGUUGCUGUUUUCGUCCGAUGAUGAGAAAAAAGAUGACAAAGAUUGCAAGGACGAAAUUGUAUCUAUCGAUUCGGACGAUGCAUCGUCAAAAUCCGCCGAGAAGAAAAAACUCGAAUUAGAUGAAAAAAAAUCAUCGUCAAAGAAGAGCGAAGCUGGCGAAGGAAGUUCAAAGAAAACGAAAGUUGAUGAAGAUUCUUCCGAAAAUGAAUUCCGAACGGAUUCCAUUAAAAAAGAAAAACCCAAGUGGCGUCGAGAUAGACUAUUGAGAGGAAAAUUGUCCGAAACCGAUACCAGUGAUGAAGAGAAAAUUAUUCAGCGUGAGAAAGAACGAAGGAAAAGAGAAGCUGAAAAAGAAGCGGAGAAAAGUGAUAAUUCGUCUGAUUCCGAAGAUAUCUUCAGAUCUAAUAAACAAACCAAGAAGUCAACUAAACGUCGCAAAGUCAAAGUUGAAUCGUCAGGAUCGGAAUUCGAAAUCAAAGAUGAGGAUAAAAGUGACGACAGCGACGAUUCUGUUCAAAUUGUAUCAGACAGAGAACUAACGCCGCCUCCAAAAAAUAAGAAGAAACGCAGGAGGAUCAAAAACCUUGAUAAUUCCGAUAAUACGGACGACGAAGACGACGAGAAAACUCCCGGGUCCGCGUCCAAAGGUCGUAAAAAUAUUAGAAAAAUGUUAAAAGAAGACGAUCUAGCUGAAAUCACUAAACGAACUGCGAAAGAAGAAGAAGAACGAAAAAGGCGUAUUGCUGAACGUCAAGCAAUGUUUAACGAAUCCUUCAAAAUUGAUGAAGAUAUCAACAAAGCACCCGAUAGACUGGUACUCGAUUUUGACCCGGAAACCAAAAAGGAACUGAUUGUCGUUCAUAAAGAUUUGGUUCGAAAAUUGAAGCCGCAUCAAGCAAAGGGUGUGAAAUUCAUGUGGGAUUCUUGUUUCGAAUCCGUAAAAAUGGCUGAAAAAAGUCCCGGCGGUGGUUGCAUUUUAGCUCAUUGUAUGGGUCUGGGUAAAACUUUACAGGUCAUAACUCUGGUCCAUACUGUAAUGCGAUAUCCUCAAUUGAAAGUGAACCGAGUAUUAGUUUUAUGUCCUCUUAGUACAGUUUUAAAUUGGGUGGCAGAAUUCGAAAUGUGGCUCCAAGAUGUAGAUUACGGAGAUGACAUCGAUGUCUAUCAUUUGAAAGCUAAUGCCAUGGCUGUCAGAGCAGAUAUGCUGAAUAAUUGGUUCAGGCGAGGCGGAGUUAUGAUUCUAGGAUACGAAAUGUUUCGUAAUUUAGUAAAACCAAAUAGUAAAGUGAGAAAGAAGUUGAGAGACUAUUUCUUUGAAAGCCUUCUUGAACCUGGUCCCGAUUUGGUUAUCUGUGAUGAAGGUCAUAUGUUGAAAAAUGAGCAAUCGGCGAUUUCUCAAGCCACCAUGAAAAUAGGAACUAAACGUCGUAUCGUUCUUACCGGAACUCCUUUGCAGAAUAAUCUUACCGAAUAUCAUUGUAUGGUUCAGUUCGUGAAGCAAAACUUACUCGGUGAUAAAAAAGAAUUCUUGAAUAGGUUUGCCAAUCCGAUUACCAAUGGCCAAUACCAGGAUUCCACUAGUCACGAUGUUCGAGUGAUGAAAAGAAGAGCUCACGUAUUGCAUAAAAUGUUAGACGGUGUCGUCCAGAGAUUCGAUUAUAACGUACUAACUCCAUUUUUACCGAGUAAACACGAAUUUGUGAUUUUGGUUUCAUUAUCUGAUCUCCAAGCGAAGCUUUAUGAAUACUACAUCGACCAUUUUUCAAAAAAAGUCAACCCCAUGUCAACCUUAUUUAAAGAUUAUCAAAUCAUGAGGCUGAUAUGGACUCAUCCUUACGCGAUGAAAUUGAGCGAAGAGAGAAAACGGAAAAUAAUGGAAAAGAAAAUGGAAAACGAUGAAGAUUCAGAAGGUUCGUUACGUGAUUUCGUGGUUCAUUCGGACGACAGUGAAAAAACUUCCGAUAGUGAUUCAGAAAAUUCUGUUGUAUCGAUAAGAAGCGACGAAUCUCACAAAUCCAAAUCGAAAGCCAAAGGUGGUCGAUUAACUAGAGGAAAAAAGAAAGAAAUGGGUAUAAACGACGAAGAACUUAUGUCGUUGGACAACGCUGGACCAGCAAAAGAAGAUAAUAUGGAAGAUGUGUGGUGGAAAAACAUGGUUACCGAAGAAGAAAUGAACGAUUAUCGAAUGGGUCCUAAACUUGUUUUACUUUUCGCAAUAAUUCAGCAAUGUGAAAAUAUCGGCGAUAAAAUAUUGGUAUUUAGUCAAUCUAUUCCAUCUCUGGAUAUGAUCGAGUAUUUCUUAGAAAAAUGGGAAGAAAUACAAGUUAACGAUAAUUCGGAAAAAUCCAGCGACCAGUACGGAACUUGGACAAAAGGUAUCGACUAUUUCCGUUUAGAUGGACAGACUUCUCCCGAGUUACGUACCGCAUACUGCAAUAGUUUUAAUAAAACCACCAAUUCGAGGGCGAGGUUAUUCCUAAUUUCCACCAGAGCCGGGGGUCUUGGAAUCAAUCUCACGGCCGCAAAUCGUGUGAUUAUUUUUGAUGCAUCGUGGAAUCCGUCUUACGAUGUGCAAAGUAUCUUCCGCAUUUAUAGAUUUGGUCAAAGUAAACCGUGUUACAUUUAUCGAUUUUUAUCGCAGGGCACCAUGGAAGAAAAGAUCUACGAAAGGCAAGUUACGAAAUUAUCCAUCUCAUGCCGAGUUGUCGACGAGCAACAAAUCGAUAGACAUUUCAAUAACGCUGACAUCGUUGCGUUAUACGAGUUUAAUAGGAAAACUCCCAGCGACGAUGAAAUUCCUAAGCUACCGAAGGAUCGUUUGAUGGCAGAAGUUUUAAAAGAAUAUAAGCACGCCAUAGUCGGUUAUCACGAACACGACUCAUUGCUGGAAAAUCAAAAAGAAGAAGAACUAACGGAAGAAGAGCGAAAACAAGCUUGGGAAGAUUACGAAAAUGAAAAGAAGGGCAUGAAUUUCCAGCUCCAACAACAGCAGCUUAAUCAACUAAAUAUGGGAAUACAGGGAAUGCUUCCAAACGGCAUGCCGGCUGAAAUAUCAUUUGAUCGGAAUACGAUCAUGGAUGCGUUGAAAAGAGAGCAUCCAAAUGUUAACGAAGGUCAACUGCAAGUAAUGCAUUCCAUGGUUGUCGAGAAACUAAAAAAACAUUACAUCGAUCAAAUAAGAUUGCGACAAAUGCAGCAAGCCCUCCAAAUGAAAGCUGCUCAAAGUCAAAGACAAGUUCCUCCAAAUAUGUUUGUGACACAGAAUCCUCCAAAUAUGUUUGUGGCGCAGAAUCCUCAGAUGCGAAAUUUAGAACAGCAAGCUAAAGAAAAACCUAAUCAACCUAAUAUGGCCGGAUCGUCAGCCCAAAAUUAAGCAGAACUGGUAAAAAGAAAGGAUGAAACCCCGGAUUAGUUUUUAAAAUUUUGUUUACGGUAUUCAAGAAAAGUGUUACUCGUUUUAGAUCGGUUUUAUAACUUUGUAAAUUGAUGCACUUCGUUGUUGAUUGGUUGAAAUUUUGGCUGUGAAGUUUUUUAAAAAAAUUUUAUUUGUACAUAGCUCUCUUUCCAGUUUCCGGUCAUGUUAACCAAUCAAAAAUUUAUAUGAAAUCCGCGUAAAAAUUGUUUUCCAAUUCUUUUUCAAGUUUAUUUCUUCCAAAACGCUUUGAGUCGUAUUAUUUUUUUUUUUUUUUUUGAAAUGAAUUAAUGAAUAAUAAUUAUUUUAAAAGGUGAUUUUUUUUUUACGUAUUGAUUGCAUUGUGUAUUUUGUGUUUUGGUAUAGUUUCUACUUAUGUGUUUUUGUUUGUUUUCUAAAAUUGAUACGCGGAUGUAUUUUGAUUGUUGAACUAUCAGUAGACAAUUAUAUUUAUUCGCAAUGCAGAUUUUUAAAGAUUAUUUAUCGAAUUUCUGGCAUUUAUCGUGAAAGAAAUUCUACGUUCCUUUGAAGCUACGAUUUUCAUUAAGUUUUUAUUUUGAUGUUUUACGUACGUACUUUUUUUUACAUGAUUAUUACUCCGUAUGAAAACUGUAGUUUUAGAUUUCGAUUCAUCUGUUAGUAAAAAUCGUUAUCAAAUAUACUCAUCUCAUUUA
Planococcus citri (citrus mealybug) is the source of this 6342-nucleotide messenger RNA. It is a transcript of the gene XNP, whose product is annotated as XNP. Gene Ontology annotation, cellular component: nucleus. The transcript has 31 exons. NCBI's taxonomy places the organism in Eukaryota, Metazoa, Arthropoda, Insecta, Hemiptera, Pseudococcidae. The coding region runs from base 122 to 5629 and encodes 1835 amino acids. Gene Ontology annotation, molecular function: ATP binding; ATP hydrolysis activity; ATP-dependent chromatin remodeler activity. The record is from RefSeq and is a predicted model, not a curated record.